Ahaetulla prasina is the source of this 2145-nucleotide messenger RNA. It is a transcript of the gene CD8A, whose product is annotated as CD8 subunit alpha. The coding region runs from base 47 to 748 and encodes 233 amino acids. The transcript is spliced from 6 exons. The record is from RefSeq and is a predicted model, not a curated record. Lineage: Eukaryota; Metazoa; Chordata; Lepidosauria; Squamata; Colubridae.
UUCACCUCCGCCUUUCUAAAAGAAAGAUUGCCAAAGGGCGAAAAAAAUGGCCAGAAUUUUCUGUCUCCUAUGGUUCCUUGCUCUGAUUUUAUGCUGCUGUGGGUCCCAAACAGACCAAAUAGAAAUCAGUAUGAUCAGCAAUCCUCCCCAAGCCUUUGGAACCAAAGUGGAAUUCAAAUGUGAGACUGACUACAUGGAUGCUGGCGUGUUCUGGGUUCUUCAGAAAUCAAAUGGCAAACUCCACUUCAUUACACAUGUUACAUCAAGAUCUAAAGAAGUAACAGGUACUCUUGAAGGCUACAAGUCUACAAAAACUGGCAGCUACUACCAGCUAACUAUUGCCAGCUUUCAGGAGAACCACGAGGGUACCUAUUUUUGUGUGCGCCAUCGCAAUCAGAAGCUGCUUUUUAGUUCAGGCAUCCCAGUAUUCCUGCCAGUGAAAACUACUACUGUGCUUCCUACCAUCCCACAGCAAAUUUCAACCACCAUCAAAGGACUGAUAAAAAAACCAGCUAUGGAAUGUCCCAAUUCUACAGUCAUAGUAACGACAAAUACAAAAGGUACGAUGUUCUCCUGUGAACUUUAUAUAUGGGUUCCCUUAGCUGGUGUUUCUCUCCUUCUGCUGAUAACCCUGAUAAUCGUCAUAUCACUGUGCUGUGGUCCAAGGAGAAGCAGAAGAAAAUGCAAAUGUGUACGGCCAACAAAUAGAACUAAUGGGACUCACAUGAAACCAUUCCAGGACAAUUAGUAGGUCUUGCAACUGGAUUUCUCCAUGCACUCCAUGCACAUCCAGCAUGAUCAACAAAGAGACUCUGAUGUACCUGUAAUAGUUAUCUGUUCAUAUAUUAAGAAUGAAUGUCUUAGAUCAGAUCUUUGAAAUCAUAUGCUGCGUUGUUAUAUUUUAUCAUUUACUCACAUCUUUUACUCAAAAAGCGGUUUCUCUGUAAAUUAGCAGGUUAUGAAUUUACUCCUGCAGUUGAACAAAUGGCGGUGUUAUGAAAAUAGAGUCAAUGCUGUAGUUUAGCCAUAAAACAAUAGCUUAUAAAUAUAUAAUAAUCUUGUGAUACUUAUGGAUAUAAUUAUGAUGGAAAAACUACAAAUUCAAGGGAUGUUCAAUAAUGUUUGUUCUCUGGGUAGCCAGAUGGAAGGAAAGGGAAGCAUUAUCUUGUCUUUCUCAUACAUAUAGGUACAUAUGUAUAUUGUUCUUGUUGCAAUUGUGUUCUCUUUUUCAACCCUGGGAGUUUUAAUGUUCAUUAACCUGGGAGGAUGGAUGAAGGGAUGCAAACAUGUAUACAGCAAGAAAAAAUUACAUCCCCAAAUCUCUGAAUUAGCCUAUAGAAGUGAAGGGGGUGGUGUUUUAUCACUAAUCAAUGUGAGAAUAUAAUUUAUCCUAUUUUAAGAAGGAUUAGAGUAUACAGAAGAUCUUCUCUAAAUGCAGUUUCAUAGCACUUCAAGGUAGAACUGGGGAAUACCUUAUCUGAAACUUCAAAGCCAGCUAGAAUAGUGAUUUGACUCAGUAUAGAGCAGCUUUUAAAAAUCUGAUGUAAUCGCAAUCAUUCUAUCUAUAGUGGCAGGAAAGAGAAACAGUUUUGGCUACAUUUGAAAAGCAAUCCACCAUUUUGUCACAAUGCCACAGAUCUGUAAUACUUUCAAAAUGAUAUUGUCUGUAUGCUGCAGAGAACAGCGUGCGUUAACUAUUGUUUUUCUUUGUUCAACUCAAUAAGCUAAAUCAAGAUAAUAUUAAGCACUCAGUACUUCCCAUUUCAUCUUCCAAGUCCAAUAGCAAAAACUGAAGCAGACCUUAUUAAAUAAGUCAAAUGAAAUCUAGGUUCUAGGACACAGCAAACAGUACCUUCUGUGGAUAGAGCUCAUAGAAAGAAAGAGAAAGAAGAAAAAAUAUAUCUCAGUUGCCCACUUUACAAAGUGACUUACCACAAUGCUAGGAAAGCAUUUCAUCAGGCUACCAAUAUGAUGUUUGCUUAUUAAAAAUGAAAGCUUACUUACAUUUCAUUCUACAUAUAUAUCACAGUUGAAAAUGAAAAAGAUCUAUUAGUAACUUCUCAUAUGUAACAGAUUAAAAGCACAUGCAUUACAUUUAAAUUUAGGCUGGGCAUGUUUCUUCUUUGGCUCAUGCAUGUUUUUAAA